AUGUUCCCCUCGAAGGCGCCCCUCGAGACACCCCUCGCUCUCUCCUCCCCCUUCAAAUGCCCCCCGCCCAAGCUCGCCGUCGUCAGAGACCCCUCCAUCAGGGUCAGGCAGGCCGUCCGUGACAACAACGUCUCCCUCCUCGCCCGGCUGCAGUACAAGACAGACUUGCGGAAUACAGACAAGAACCGUCUCACCAGCUUGAGCUGGGCUGCCAUUGAGGGCAGCUUGGAAGUGUUUGAAUGGUUGCUCUUGGACUAUGGCCAUGACGACCAAGAACUCUCGAGAGAUGCCGACAACAAUACCAUCCUCCACCUCCUCGCCUCCGUCCCCUCGCUCUCGCUCUCCCCCCACACCCACCUCCUCCUCGCCUCCUCCCUCCCACCCCGUACCUCCCCCUUAUCCCUCGCCGAACAAUCCACCAUCUCCCUCCAGAUGACCCAGUCUUACCUGACCCUCUUCCCGUUCCUCUUGAAUUGGUCGAAUACGGGCGGCAAGACGGCCUUGCACGUCGCCGCCCAGUCGGGGAAUUCGCCCUUUAUCGAGUUCCUAUGCGACUUUGCAGGGGCCGAUGUAGAUAUGGUCGACCUCCAAGGUAACGCCCCUUUGCACUACGCAGCAGCCUGGGGCCAUCUGGAGAGUGUGCGGGUGCUGUUGGAGAAGGGAUGUCAGUUUGGAGCGCAGAAUUUUGAAGGGUUUACGGCGAAUGAUUUUGCGUAUUCCGAAAGGGUGAAGAAGGGGCUGCAGGAUAUGGCGAGGGAGAUUUUUGAUGAGCGGAGGAUGAGACGGAAGGAGGAGAGGGAGAGGAUGGAGAGGGAGAGGGAGAGGGAAGGUGCGAGGGCGAGGAGUGGGAGUCAGUCAACGAGCGCGUCGUUGGGCGGCAGUUCUGUCGGCGUGGGAUCAUACCCGAGUAACCCAGGGAGGUACUUUGAAGGGUACACCCCUGCCCCAGCGGCUUCCGUGCCAAUGUCGCGCAGAGGCUCAGACCAAGCCAGUGUCACUUCCUCAAUAGCAUAUACUCGGCCUUCCCAGACAUCCUCGCGCUACCCCUCCAUCCCCCGGCUCAACACUUCCCCAUCAGCUAUCGCGCCGUCCCUCCCAACGACAUCUUCACCGCUGGCGACUCAACCGCCCGUGCCGUCGCUUGCUGCACCCCCGGCGUCUGUGACGCAUCAGGCGAGCUCGACGCCGUUCCCUGCGAGGUAUCCGACGAUGCCGGGGCCGGCUUCGGUGGGGAUGGUGAGGCCGUCUGCUAGUAUUGGGCCGGGGCUUGCAACAGUGCCGGGGGGUAGUCAGGGAGCGGGUAGUAUCAAGAGGGCGAAUUCAGCGCAGGGGAUAGGGCGGGAAGUGUAA
Messenger RNA from Cryptococcus wingfieldii CBS 7118, 1350 nucleotides. RefSeq lists its product as hypothetical. Gene Ontology annotation, molecular function: protein binding. Bases 1 to 1350 code for a protein of 449 amino acids. Lineage: Eukaryota; Fungi; Basidiomycota; Tremellomycetes; Tremellales; Cryptococcaceae. The transcript has 3 exons. The record is from RefSeq and is a predicted model, not a curated record.